This is a messenger RNA of Rotaria sp. Silwood1, 456 nucleotides long. The record is from the annotation of a GenBank genome assembly. NCBI's taxonomy places the organism in Eukaryota, Metazoa, Rotifera, Eurotatoria, Philodinida, Philodinidae.
AUGUAUUGUUUCCAGUAUUUAGGUCUUUGGUACGAAAUCGAAAGAAAUAAUAUUAUUUUUGAAAUAGCAUCUAAAUGUGAAAAUGCUACCUAUACAGCCAAUGACAAUGGAACAGUGGGUGUAUACAAUCAAGCUAUUACAGCAUAUGGUGGUUAUUAUUCUAUUAGAGGGAUUGCUAGAGUAAAAGAUCCUUCAGACCCAGCUGCUUUAGAAGUUAUUUUUUCUAAUCCUCCUCGAAAAGGUGACUAUAAUGUAAUCGCAACCAAUUACGAUGAAUAUGCACUUGUUUAUGCUUGUGAAUCUAUACCUAUUUUUAGUUAUAAAAUGGAAUUUAUCUGGCUUCUUUCACGAACCAAAUCAUUAUCGCCAUCACGUAUCAAUGAACUAAAAAAGAUUCUGAAAGAUAUGGGAGCUAAUGUAGAUGGAGUCAAACCAACCAAACAAGAUUGCUCAUAA